Symbiodinium sp. CCMP2592 is the source of this 2880-nucleotide messenger RNA. The record is from the annotation of a GenBank genome assembly. Lineage: Eukaryota; Dinophyceae; Suessiales; Symbiodiniaceae.
AUGUGCCACGAGAGGAAGGACUUACCAGGGCUCGCUCACUUUCUGGAGCACAUGCUCUUCACGGGAACGUCGAAGUAUCCCAAAGAGGGUGAGUACCAUGAGUUCAUGAACCAGAACGGCGGGAUGGCCAAUGCAUACACAGCUUGUUACUUUACUUGCUACAUGUUCGAGGUGAAGCCGGAGUGCUUGGAGGAGGCUUUGGACCGCUUCAGUCGCUUUUUCAUCGAGCCACUCCUGACCCGAGACUGUACGGAGCGAGAGAUCAAUGCCGUCGACUCCGAGUUCCAGGCAGGCCAGACCUCGCCCUGGUGGCGCUACGUGGGGAUCAUGAACAUGAGCGCGAACCCUGACCACCCCUUUCAUGUGGCUGUGGGGAACAACAAGGUGCUUCUGCACGAGCCAAAGGAGCGUGGAAUCGACCUCUACGAAGAGAUGAAGAAGCUGUAUGAGUCAACCUACUCCGCCAAUGGUAUGACGGUUUGUGUGUUUGGCAGGGAGGCACCAGACGAGCUUCGAAAGAUCGUGGCCGAAAAGUUUGGAACUGUAGUGAACAAGGGUCUGACUAUGCCCAUCGGAGACACUGUGAGUGACAAGCCACCAUUUCUGCCGAAUGAGUGGCACCAGCAGCUGCUCCAGAAUCCAGUGCAGGAUGUCAAGGAUUUGUCGUUCAUUUGGGUCACGCCCUUCCAGGACCCAUUUUGGAAGUCCAAGCCAUCGCUCUAUAUUUCUCACCUGCUAGGCCAUGAGGGUGCGGGCUCAGUCAUCGCGAAACUGAAGCAGCAGGGGCUGAUCUCUGGAUGUAGCGUCGGGAAUGGCGAUUGGCUAGAAGGAGCAUUUAGCUUGCUUCAAGUGAACUUCGAUCUUACAGACAGAGGCUUGGACUGCAUCCAGGAGAUUGGGCAACACCUCUUCGCCUACCUCGGCUUGUUGCAGAAGAUGCCUCCAGAAAAGUGGAUUUUCGAUGAGAUGCAGAAGCUCGGCGACAUUCGCUUUAAGUUUGGGGAGGAUGCCUCGCCCUUUGCGCUGUGCCCGCAGAUUGCGUCGACCAUGCAGAAGGUGCCACCAUCGGAAGCGCUGUGUGGCGACAUGGUGCUCUAUGAGUAUGACCCGGAUGCCAUUAAGUCCCUGCUCUCCAAGCUCACUUUGGAAAGCGUCCGAGUCCAAGUGCAAGCCAAGAAAUUGGCCGAUCGCUGUACGCAAGUGGAUACUUCCUAUGGCUCUCCCAUGCAGCUGCUCCCCAUCGAAGAUCUGUGGCUCGAAUCCUGGCGAGCUGCCAUGAAUGCCAGCGGCACGAUAGAGGCAUCGACAAAGAUCACCAGUGAGUUGGGUUUGAGCCUGCCGAAGCCAAAUCCCUUCAUUCCGGAGGAUCUCUCACUGAAGGCUCCGCCGCAGGAGCCGAAGGCCAAACCCAGCCUCCUGAAAGGCACCGAGUCCAUGACUUGCGUCUUUCACAAGCAGGAUGGCACCUUUAAGCAGCCCAAGGCACGAGUGAGCUUCUCCAUCUACUCCCCAUUCUUCACGCAAGAUCCGGUGAAUUAUACAAAGGCCGAGCUCUGGUGUCGAUGUGUUGAGGAGGCCCUGCAGGAGUAUGCUUAUGAUGCAGAGGUUGCGGGAGUGGAGUACUCACUUGGCUUGGGCCCUGCAUGUCUCCGGCUGGUAUUGGCCGGCUACAACGACAAGCUGCAUGUGCUCCUCGAUGCCGUUACAGAGAAGAUGGUCUCCUUGGUGGAGAUUCCAGAGCAGAUUUUCUCCAUUGUGGCCAACAGAAUGGGCGACGACCUCAGAAACCAAGCGUUCCAUUCGCCUCCUUAUGGGCAGUGCAGCAUGCGAUUGAACGAGCUUCUUAUGCGUGGGACAUCCUUUCCAGCUUACCAGCGUUUGGAGGCCUUCGAGAAAAUCACAUGCGGCGACUUGAAGGGGCUGGCAGAGCAGUUCUUCGUAGCUGGUGCUCAUGUGGAGUCCCUGAUGCUGGGCAAUCUCACGGCCGAAGACGCACGACUCUUGGCCUCGAAGCUGAUGACGGGACUCAAUCUUCGCAAGGCCCUCACCGUGCUCCCGACGCGAGCCGAGGCAUCACUCCCUGAGGGAUCCACCCUCUGGGAGCUCGACAGCACAGACGCCGAAGACCCCAACCAUGCCGUGUUCAUGAAGCUGCAGCUGCCGAGUGGCUUAGAGAACGAGAUGUUGACCUACCUCCUAGACAAAGCCAUCUCGUCUAAGUUUUUUGAUUUGCUUCGCACGCAGCAGCAGCUGGGAUACAUUGUGAACAUGUUUGCCUCUGUGAAGGUCUUGCAACCCUGCUUGGUUGCGGUUGUUCAGACAGAGUUCAACCUGCACUAUGUCAGAGGCUGCUUAGAGAAGUUCCUUGAUGAACAUUUUGCUUUUCUGGAAGAGGCGAUGACAGAUGAGGAGUUUGAGACGUGCAAAGAGGGAUUGCUUUCAGAACUACGUGUGAAGCCCAAAAACAUCUCUGAAGAGGCACAGCACUUCAGCCGCAUUUUCAUGGACCGCAGCUUCGAUUUCGAGCGGCGGGAGAAAUGUAUCCGUUUCGUAGAAGCGUCGACAUUGGCUAUGCUACGGAGUUAUGUUCGUAACCAUGUCAGAAAUGCCCCUCGCAUCUACAUGCAGGUCAAGAAGGUUUUGGAGAAGGAGGACAAGCCCCUACCUAGCGGAGCCACGGUGCCUGGGGCGGACAGCUGCAGACGAUGGAACACCCACGCCGAAACAGUUUCAGCUUUUGCUUCCUCGGCCAAGUGGAACUCGCUCAACAGUUCAGUCGACGUGGCGGCACGACUGCGAGAUGUGCCAAAAGUUUUGAGUUGUUUGACUGAUCCGUAUGGCUCCGAGCCUGACCAUAACAAAAAACUUCCUUGUGCGUGA